Messenger RNA from Serpula lacrymans var. lacrymans S7.9, 1960 nucleotides. RefSeq lists its product as uncharacterized. The coding region runs from base 104 to 1960 and encodes 618 amino acids. The transcript is spliced from 7 exons. Gene Ontology annotation, molecular function: GTPase activity; GTP binding; molecular adaptor activity. Lineage: Eukaryota; Fungi; Basidiomycota; Agaricomycetes; Boletales; Serpulaceae. Gene Ontology annotation, biological process: cytoskeleton-dependent cytokinesis. Gene Ontology annotation, cellular component: septin ring; cytosol; microtubule cytoskeleton. The record is from RefSeq and is a predicted model, not a curated record.
UUUGCUCAGAACAUUGCUAAUCUCUCCACUCACACGUUCCUUAUUUCAUUUGUUUCCAUAGCUUUUGCCAAACCUUGCGACUCUCUUAACUCACUCUUCUGCUAUGUUUUCUUCCUUUCGAAGGAGGCCAAAAGCAGCAGACAUCAAUGGACGAGACACGAUAAAGCCUUCGCCGUCGCUCCCAGAACUACAUGCACAGGGUAUACCAUGGCCUGAAAACCUCGUCGACGUAGCUGCCAUACGCCAACAAACCUCCCCGUCCCUCCAUCAAUCCCAGGAAGACAGCAGCCGCCUCCCCCACCAAGGCGCCGUCAAAUCCUCGCUGCAGUCCUCCGACAGUGGUGCCCCGAUCCCAUUCCACAAACCGUUUCGGGUGUACUCAGGGAACGCGGGAGAUGUGACGCCGAAUGGGGGCGGGACGAUAUCGUCGUUGUAUAUGUCGCAUCCGCCCUCUGCGUUUGAUAACUGGAGGAUGUCGUCCUCGGCGCACCGCGUGGCCUCUGCGCGCAUUGCGCCCAGUCUGCGCAAGAACCGGCUGCCUUCGACGUUUAAUAUCAUGGUUGUGGGCGGGCGAGGGACGGGAAAGACGUCUCUGCUGCGUCUCCUCCUCGAGACGGCCGAUAUAUCACCAACAGCGACAGACGACCAACGAGCCGUCGUCGACCGAUUCAUGCGCGACAGCCUCAAACGCACACACCACAUCGACACCGCCUGCGUCGAAAUUUGCGAGUCCCGCCACGACAGGGUGUUGCUCACCGUGAUCGACACGCCAGGUCUUGAUUUUAGCGAGGGCAGAGAGCUGAGAGUCGAGCGUCAGGUGACGGAUAUUGUGAAAUACCUUGAUGUGCAGUAUGCGGAUACGAUGAAUGAGGAAUCGAAAGUGGUGAGACAGAAUAAAGGCGAUCGACAUGUACAUCUUUGUAUAUUUAUGGUAGACCCUUCGACUAUCAUGACUACUUCAGCCCGACGUUCUCAGUCGUCACUACCCACCAAAACUCGCUCAGAGGCUACCAUAUCCUACCGCCCUCCAGACGGCACGUUCGAACCAGACGAAGGAUCCGACUCAGACUCAGAGUCCUCUUCCGAACUCUCCAUGUCCCCCGCCGAAAUCCGCGUCAUCCGUCGCCUCUCGGCUCGCGUGAACGUGCUCCCCGUCAUCGCUCGUGCAGACUCACUCACCGACGACACGUUGUCCGAGGUGAAGAAGGCGGUGAGAAAGGGGCUACACGAGGCUGGCCUUGACUUUGGCGUCUUUACCGCAUCGAAGCAGAAAGGCGAAGAGGGGGAGAAGGGGCUUGUGAAUGGGGUUGGACAUGAAAAUGGAAGUGCCAACGCGAAUGCGAAUGGAAAUGAGGUGGCGAACGGGAGUGGGAGUGGUAAUGGGAAUGGCCAUAAUGGACAUGUAGCUAGCGAGGAGGAGCCGGCUCGAAAGACGCGUCCAGUCAUAAAACUACGAGGCUUCCGCCUCUCCCGAUCUCGAUCACGCUCACGGAGAGACUUGUCGUCAGUCGUACACGAUGACAGCGAACCAUACUACCCCGAUGACACAGAUCGAGAAAGCGUAGCGAGCGUUCGGUUCUCGGCACACGUCGUUGCGAAAGCAGACAUGAACACCCUCCUGCCCUUUGCCCUGAUCACGCCUGAGCAUUCAAGCACUCCACGGCCCAAGCGACCACGGCCUACGUCUGUUUCUAGUAGCCCACCGGAGGACCUCAGGGGCGUGUUUACGAGGAAGUUCAGGUGGGGGACUAUUGACGUACUCAACCCGGAACACUGCGAUUUCGCAGCGCUCCGAACAGCUGUUCUAUUGACUCAUCUCAAGAUCCUCAAGAUCCAUACUCGUGAGGUGUUGUACGAGAAGUACAGGACCGAAAAGUUGCUGGCUAGGCGUGCGACACGUAACAUUGGGCCGGAAGAGACAAAACGGUUGUUCGAAGCGAGGCAAUUUGAUUCGGCUUGA